This is a messenger RNA of Aspergillus udagawae, 1062 nucleotides long. Its product is annotated as ankyrin repeat domain-containing protein. Gene Ontology annotation, cellular component: cytoplasm; nucleus. Lineage: Eukaryota; Fungi; Ascomycota; Eurotiomycetes; Eurotiales; Aspergillaceae. Gene Ontology annotation, molecular function: protein binding. Bases 1 to 1062 code for a protein of 353 amino acids. The record is from RefSeq and is a predicted model, not a curated record. The transcript has a single exon.
AUGGUCGCAGACUAUUUAGGUCCUUUGGACCUCUUGAAUUUGAUUCAGGGCAUUCCCCACCUCGCCCCCCUUCUCAAUUCUCAGCAUAUCCAGGCCCAGGACGAUAAUGGACGCACCAUAUUGCAUCACGUUGUGGAACAAGGGCUUGAAAACCUCCUUAAACCUCUCACAAAAUGGAUCCCGCACAGCUCCGUCCCUGACAACGCAGGAUGGACACUCCUUCAUCAAGCGGUCAGGAACAGUGAUGAACGGAUGACAAAAGCUCUGGUUUAUGCAGGUUUGGAUAUAUCAGCCAAGGACAAUGGAGGAAGAACUGCCCUUCAUUUCGCAUGCGAUGUUGAUGAAGUUGGGAUUGCCCAGUUCCUCCUGGACCACGGAGCAAACCCGUCCGCGGCGGAUUACAACGGACGCACUCUCUUGCCUAACACGGAUCGACGUUGCUCAGUAAUCCACGAGAGGCUGUGGAAAGCCGGCGCCGUCUUUCGCUCCCCACCGAUGCCCCGGCCGAUGCCACGAGGUUUGACCCCUCUUUUUUAUGCAGCCUGGCUGGGUCGAGAAGACACUACCAGGAUCCUUCUCGAGGCUGGAGCAGAUCCUUCGAUUCAAACAGAGAGUGGCGAGACCGUAUUGCAGCGAGCUGUUUCAGGAAACCACACUAACAUCGUGCGGCUCUUACUUGAUGCUGGCGUUGAUGUUAAUGUGCGAGAGUCUCUUCAUGGCCACACCGCCCUGCUGAAGGCUGCGCAUUGGGGAGCAGAUGACUCCCUUCGACUUCUCCUCAAGGCCGGGGCGAACGCUUCAGCAGUGGGCUACGAUGGACGCAACGCACUGCAUUUAGCAGCUACGAUGGGCCACAAGUCAACUAUCAAGCUGCUUCUAAAAGAAGGAGUCAACAGUUCUGCACAAGAUAGUCAGGGCUACACUCCGCUGGACUGGGCAGUUGCAAGCGAGAAUAAAGGAAUCAUUCAAAUCCUAGAAGAUGCAAAUAAGAACCCAUUUUUGAGGCUUGUGCAUCAAAUGUGCGGCGAAUGUUACUCUAAAAACCAAACUGUAAAUGAUUAG